AUGUCGAAAUCUAGAUUCAACGUUAGAAGAGCGGUUCGCCACACCAUCCACCGCGUGGCACGGCCCUCGAAGGCUUCUGCGACUGCUCUUGCACUAGCGCUGGUGCUGAAUGCGUUCUUGAUCAACUACUUUUUUGUUGGCUAUCGCGUCGACAAGCCUUCGCUGAGAUUGGAGUCGUUCAAGUCUACAUUCAACACCUCUACGACGCUUUCGAGCAUACUGGACUCCAUCUCAAAUACCAACCCUCUCGGUGGUUUGCUAGGAAACUCCAACGACACUGUUGGCUCCGAGUCGGACCCAUACGCCAACGAGUUCUCCAACAAUCCCGCGUAUAACCCCGAGACCGGAUACACUUACGAAAUACCAGCGCUCCCCUUUGAGGAGCUGUCUCUGGCGGAUAAGUUGCGCUCCAAGAUCAACGCUUUUGACGAGAACGCCCCAGAGAACUGGCUCGCGAACAACAAGGUCAAAUACUCUGAGAUCAAGAUCAGGAUCGGCGAUUUCCUUGACCUUCCCUCUGUGAAGACCUCUGUCGAGAAGCGUGAAAACAUUUUACCUGACGAAUACUCUCCCGAAGAGGAAAACAGCAACGAACUGGCGAAGUACACCUCUUUCAAGACUAACAACACUCUCUGGAUGGACCCACGUUUCACUCUAUCGGUGUACUUGAACUACAUCAAGGGGCAGUACUCGGCCAAGAACCCACAAAAUGUGGACUCUAAGCGCAUAGAGGAGCAGGUUAUCGUGCCGUUCUCCUGGAGUGACUGGGUUGACCUGUCAGAUUUGAACCAUCUGAUUGCGAAGCCAGAAGAAGAGAAGAUGACUUGCGAGGAGCUUGUUGAGCACACCAAGGAAAAGGUUGCGACAGAUGGCUGGUGUAUUAACUCCCGCGAUAUUUCUAGCUCUCAAUUACGCGAGAUGGGACUCCGUUCCACCAAGCAAUUACCUGGUUUUGCAGUCGUGAGACCUCCAGACACCGUUGGAGAGCCUGAAUACAAGCUGAUUGAAGGUAAGGCUAAUCUGCUUUCGUUCGGCAAUUUGCCUUUGAACAUCAUCUUUUUAGCCGAAAAGGGCAUUUACGACGUGAAAGUCCAGGAGAAAGCGCGGAUUGUGGACACACAGCUUUUUGAAGAUUAUCUCUCCGCCAAAAAGAUUGACUCUAACGACCGUGACUUAGAAAUUUUAAUGGAUCCCGUGCAAGAGUUCAACGAUUUGAUCGACACUGUGCCUCCGAUGAUCCCCAACACUGAUGGUGCUGUCGAUUUCGACACGAUGCUUGCUCAGAACCACUACAAGUUUGUGUUUGACAAGGAUAUGUUUAAACUGGACGAAGAGGUGGUGAACUCGUUUAUCCGCGAGUACGAGGAACGUCUCGGAAAGCUCGAGGAUAUGACCAAGAGUGGUGAUGACUAUGACGAGUCGGUUUACAACCAGUACAGUCUCACUACCCACGAGUAUAACCAUUACCAAGGUCUUAAAUUCUCGAGUCAGUUCACUCCAGAUACCCAGCAGAUUUACUACAAGCUCGCGAGAAUGCAGACCAAUGCUGAGAACAAGGACAAGGGCUGGCACUACGAAUGGCGUUUUUUCAACGGCCGUUUGGACUACGCCAGACCAGGUUUCACCAUGAAGGAGAUGGACGAGCGUAAGAAGAUCAUUCUGCAUCGUUUGCUGAGAAACUGGCUUCAUUUCACAUACCAGUCAGGUAUCGUUCAAUGGAUGAACCACGGAGCCCUGCUCUCGUGGUACUGGGACGGAUUGACGUUCCCAUUCGAUGACGAUCUUGAUGUCCAGAUGCCUGCUUUGGGUCUUUCGAAUUUUGCCAAAAGAUAUAACCAGACACUCGUUGUCGAGCAGAUCGCAGAUGGUUUCGGCAAGUUCUUCAUCGAUUGUAAUGCCUUCAUGACAAUCCGCACUCAUGGAAACGGUCUUAACAACAUUGACGCGCGUUUCAUUGAUGUGGAUUCAGGAGUGUACAUUGACAUCACCGGUCUCAGUCUUACGAAUGAGCCUAGACCAGAGCGUUACUCAGAGCUCAUCGAGCAGUCCGAUCCAGAUACCGAGGUUCAGCUCUAUAACUGCAGAAACAGUCAUUUCUACCACUUCAAAGAGCUGUCGCCAGCCCGUUUGAGUAUGCUGGAGGGUGUUCCAGUGUUUGUUCCUCGCAAUUUCUCUUCUAUUCUGAGCGUGGAGUAUCCUCGUGGUAUCAAAGAGUGGGAGUACGAAGAUUACUAUUAUGUGGAGCCUCUGAGACUUUGGCUUCACCAAGAACGGUUCUCGGAGGUGUUCGUUGAAGCCGACUAUAUUGGCGAAGAUGGACUGACCGACAAAGACAAGUUCUUGGACAACGUAGCGAAGAUGACAGACGCGCAGGUUCUGAAGCUGCUCCACAACCGCGAGACCAUGAGCGAGUUUUACCUGACUCACGAGCUUACGGACAUCCACGAGGAGGAGAAGAAGCUCUUAUUCCAUAACCGCAGCAAGAUGACGAAAGAGGAGACCAAGGCAUAUAUUGAUCUUGUCAAGACUUUCAAGAAGAGACCUGCUGUGCGGAAGCCAUUGUUCCAGUAUGAGAGAGUGGAACGUUUGAUUGGUAGGGAGAUCGAAGAGGCUGAGGCUCUAGCUGAGAAGAACAAGGAGAGCGAUUCAACUUUCGAAAAGGCUGAGAAUGAGGAAACCAAGAAUGAGGUAAAGGAGGAGGUGAAGGAAGAAGUCAAAGGGGAGGCCAAGGAGGAGGCCAAGGAUGAGUCCAAGGAAGAGUCCAAGGAAGAGUCCAAGGAGGAGGCCAAGGAGGAAACCAAAGAAGAGGCCAAGGAACUGGCUACGGAAGAGUAA
Molecule: messenger RNA, 2835 nt
Organism: Kuraishia capsulata CBS 1993
Lineage: Eukaryota; Fungi; Ascomycota; Pichiomycetes; Pichiales; Pichiaceae
Exons: 1
Coding region: 1-2835 (944 amino acids)
Source: RefSeq, a predicted model, not a curated record